AUGAACUCCGCUCCCGUCAUCGUCAUUACAGGCACUCCUGGGACCGGCAAGUCUACUCAUGCUCAGCUGCUGGUCGACGAGUCACCUAUUCCGCUACAACAUAUCAACGUUGGCGAAUGGGUCAAGGAAAAAGGCUUUUAUACCGAGUAUGAUGAGGAAUGGCAAAGCUACACUGUCGAUGAAGACAAGCUUCUCGAUGAACUUGAACCUAUCGUCUCCAAAGGAGGCGUAAUACUCGAUUGGCACACAUGCGAAGCCUACCCAGAAAGAUGGCCAGAUCUCGUCGUGGUACUGCGAUGCGACCAUUCACAACUUUGGGAGCGACUCGAAAAGAGGAGCUACCCGCUGAAGAAGAUCCAGGAAAACAACGAAGCCGAAAUAAUGGAAGUGGUUCUCGAUGAAGCACGGUCUUCGUAUCCGUCUGAGAUCGUAGUGGAACUGAAAAGCGAAUCCAUGGAAGACCUUCAAGCCAAUGUCGCGCGAAUCGUCGAGUGGAUUGCCAACUGGAAAGCUCAGCACUCGAAUUAG
Molecule: messenger RNA, 528 nt
Organism: Mycena indigotica
Lineage: Eukaryota; Fungi; Basidiomycota; Agaricomycetes; Agaricales; Mycenaceae
Product: Adenylate kinase isoenzyme 6-like protein
Exons: 3
Coding region: 1-528 (175 amino acids)
Cellular component (GO): cytoplasm; nucleus
Molecular function (GO): AMP kinase activity; ATP binding; ATP hydrolysis activity
Source: RefSeq, a predicted model, not a curated record